Messenger RNA from Carya illinoinensis, 2135 nucleotides. RefSeq names its product probable pectate lyase 1. The record is from RefSeq and is a predicted model, not a curated record. The transcript has 7 exons. Bases 185 to 1525 code for a protein of 446 amino acids. Gene Ontology annotation, molecular function: pectate lyase activity. NCBI's taxonomy places the organism in Eukaryota, Viridiplantae, Streptophyta, Magnoliopsida, Fagales, Juglandaceae.
GCUUUGUUAGAGCUCGUUCUCUGACUAUCUCACUUCUGCUUCUACUUCUGCUCCUUCUGCUUUUUUCUCCUCUGCAUUCGUGUCUCUCUCUUCCUCUGCUAUUCAUAUCCACUGAAAAAAAGAGAGGUUUUAGAGGGAGACUUAGAGACAUUAAGAAUUUGAGAGAGAGAGAGAGAGAGAGGCAAUGGCGGUUUCUACGAGAUGGGUCGGUCUGUGCUCAAUGGUGCUGGUGAUGAUGUUGUGCGUGGGGACAAUAGCGAAGGUACCGGAGGACCAGAUCCCAGAAACUGAGAAUGGAGGAACAGAAAAAUUGCAGAGCUCAAGCAACUCGUCAAUGGUUGCCGGUUUGGAAGUGGCGGAGGGUUCGAACGAGCAUGCAGUGGAUAAUCCCGAGGAGGUUGCUUCCAUGGUCGAAAUGAGCAUCCGCAACAGCACUGAGAGGAGGAAACUGGGCUACUUCUCAUGCGGAACCGGCAAUCCCAUUGAUGACUGCUGGCGUUGUGACCCAAAUUGGCAAACUAACCGCAAGCGCCUUGCAGAUUGUGGCAUUGGUUUUGGAAGGAAUGCCAUUGGUGGCCGUGACGGCCGCUUCUAUGUCGUCACUGACGCCGGGGAUGAUGACCCUGUCAACCCAAGGCCCGGCACUUUGCGCCAUGCUGUUAUCCAGGAAGAGCCUCUCUGGAUUGUGUUCAAGCGGGACAUGGUGAUACAAUUGAAGCAGGAGCUCAUCAUGAACAGCUUCAAGACCAUUGAUGGCCGUGGGGCCAAUGUCCACAUUGCUAAUGGAGCAUGCAUCACCAUCCAGUUUGUUACCAAUGUCAUCAUUCACGGCCUGCACAUCCAUGACUGCAAGCGUACUGGGAAUGCCAUGGUGAGGAGCUCCCCGAGUCAUUUUGGGUGGAGGACUAUGGCUGAUGGCGAUGCCAUUUCCAUCUUCGGCUCGAGUCACGUUUGGGUGGAUCAUAAUUCCCUCUCCAAUUGUGCUGAUGGCCUUGUUGAUGCUGUCAUGGGCUCAACUGCCAUUACCAUUUCCAACAACCACUUCACCCACCACAAUGAAGUGAUUCUGUUGGGACAUAGCGACAGUUACACGAGAGAUAAGCAAAUGCAAGCGACCAUUGCGUACAACCAUUUUGGAGAGGGACUUAUCCAGAGAAUGCCAAGGUGUAGACACGGAUACUUUCAUGUGGUGAACAAUGACUACACUCACUGGGAGAUGUAUGCCAUUGGUGGAAGUGCAAAUCCCACAAUCAAUAGCCAGGGCAACAGAUAUGCUGCACCCACAAACCCUUUUGCAAAAGAGGUGACAAAGAGGGUGGAGACAUCUCAAAGCGAGUGGGAGGGCUGGAAUUGGAGAUCAGAGGGGGAUUUGUUGUUGAAUGGUGCCUAUUUCACUCCAUCAGGAGCUGGAGCUUCUGCCAGCUAUGCCAGGGCCUCAAGCUUGGGUGCCAAGUCUUCUUCCAUGGUUGGCUCUAUAACUUCUGGUGCUGGUGCACUUGGCUGCCGCAGAGGCAGCCAGUGCUAAGUAUAUCACCCCAGUAAAUUAAAUUGGCCAAAAGCAAAGGCCAUUACCCCAAUUCUCUUUCCUUUAAUUUUUCAAUAUUACAGCAGCACCCAAUAUCCAUAUUAUUUAUUACUCCCAUUGUUCUGUCAUCUGUCUUUUCACAUAUGUCGACGACAAGUGUACAUUCUUUACACAUGUCAUUGUAAUAGUACUGUUUGCCCCCAUGUCCCCCCACCCCAACGCCCGAGUUUGUGUACCUUUAAUUUAUUGCUCAACCUCCUCCUGCUUCAACUUAAAGCAAAGCUAUUUUAAGGAGCAGGUGCGGAAGAGUUGUUCAUUGAUAUUCCGCUUCAUGUGCUUCUCAGCCUCAUCUCUCUCUCUCUCUCUCUCUCUCUCUCUCUCUCUCUCUCUCUCUCACCUUCUAACCACCCCUGGUCUCUGUCUCUUUACAGUGUCAAUCUUGGCCCUUACCUACAUACUGUUGUCUUUGGGUUUUAUAGCAUUUGAGGUUAUUCAAGUUUUUAUGUUUUUUCUUUUUUUUUGGGUCUCUUUACUAUAUAUUUUUUUCGAUGUUUUUGUCUAGUCAUACAAAUGUAUGAAACUAUGAAUGCCAAACUGGAGUUACGGAAAA